AUGUCGAUCGCAUCCGCUCCCCCAAUUCUGGACUUCUCCCCAAUCUACGGAGAAGAUGGCGAAGCAAAGACCAGAUUGGUAGAGGAAGUUCGCAAGUGCUGUCACUAUAACGGCUUCUUCCAAAUUACUGGCCAUCGCGUACCAAUCGAACUACAACGACGCGUCAUGAACUGCUCGAAGAGAUUCUUCGACCUGCCUCUGGAAGAGAAGCUAAAGAUCGACAAAAACCUUAACUCUUUCAAUCGCGGUUACGAACUCCUCCGAUCACAAAUGUUGGAAGUGGGCACCGGUCCCGAGCUAAAAGAAGGACUCUACAUUGGCGAAGAAAUCCCCGAGGACCAUCCCUACUUCCUGCAGAAGAAAUUGAACAGCGGUCCGAACCAGUGGCCGCAGUCGGUCCCGGAUACCGAAGAAUUCCAGAAAACAACAAUGGAAUACUACCACGCGGUAUUCGAACUGGCAAAAGACGUCCUUGCCGUUUUGGCAUUGACUCUCGGUGUUGAAUCCAGCUACUUCGACCCCCUUACCGCCGGAGCCGUCGCGACAAUGCGAUUCCUACACUAUCCCGCGCAACCCAAAGACGAGGACGAGAGAUUGAACCGGGGGAUUGGAGCGCACACGGACUUUGGCUGCGUCACUUUACUGCUACAAGACGAGGUGGAUGGUCUCCAGGUUUUGGACGCUCCUACCGGAGAAUGGCUUGAUGUGAAACCCGUCCCCGGAGCUUAUGUGGUGAAUUUGGGAAACCUCUUCAUGCGCAUGGCCAAUGAUAAAUACAAAUCCAAUACUCAUCGAGUGAUCAAUAAGUCUGGCAAGGAGAGGUACUCGAUUCCGUUUUUCUUCAGCGGGAAUCCGGAUUACCUGUGCGAGUGCUUGCCGAAUUGUCGCGAGGCGGGCGAGGAUGCAAAAUAUCCGGCUAUCACUGUUCAGGAUAUGGUUACUGCUUCGUAUAAGGAGAGCUAUGGUCGGGCGGAGAAUUACAAGAAAGAAAUGGAAGCGAAGAAGAUGGAUUUGCCUGCUGUUGCUGCGGUUGGUGCGUAG
Messenger RNA from Penicillium longicatenatum, 1041 nucleotides. RefSeq names its product Fe(2+)/2-oxoglutarate-dependent oxygenase encD (gene encD). NCBI's taxonomy places the organism in Eukaryota, Fungi, Ascomycota, Eurotiomycetes, Eurotiales, Aspergillaceae. The transcript has 3 exons. Bases 1 to 1041 code for a protein of 346 amino acids. Gene Ontology annotation, molecular function: dioxygenase activity. The record is from RefSeq and is a predicted model, not a curated record.